AUGUAUAGCAAAGAGGACUGGGGGGGCAAGAUUGAGCCAUACAUAGAGGUGAACAUGCAGAAGCUGGAGGGCAAGGCAUUGGUGGCGGUGUUCAACUUCCAGGACUUCCGGCACCUGGGGUACCAAGACCACGGAGAAUUGCGGAUGGUGUGCACGCAGGAGGCGGUGAACGCGCAACGGUGCACGGCGGAGGAGCUGGGCCAGCUGCUGGUGCGCAAGAAGGUGUACAACCCGGAAACGGGGCAGAACGAGACGCUGCGGAGCGAGGUGAAGUCGAUGCGGGUGGAGAAGGAAGGCGUGCUGGAACCGCGCUACCCGGUAAAGGAGACGGGCUUCUACUGCGUGUUCGUGUACGCGCCGGAUGUGAAGUACGCGGGGGAGGUGACGUUCCAGAACGCGUUCGGGCACCUGCCGGCGUCGGACGUGAACAACCUGAUGCUUUACGGGCUGCUAGCCGUGGCGUAUGCGAUUGCGAUGGCGCUGUACAUGUUUGCGGUGUGGAAGCACAAGCACGAGCUGCUGCUGCUGCAGAAGUACAUCCUGGCGUUCUUCUUGUUUUUGACGUUGGAGACGAUCCUGGUGUGGUCCGCGUACGACCUGGUGAACCGGAAGGGCGUGACGGCGGGCACAAUAACGUACAACGUGUUUAUUUCGAUCAUCAACGCGGGGAAGGUGUCGAUGUCGUGCUUCCUGAUUCUGAUCGUGGCGCUGGGGUACGGCGUGGUGUACCCGAAGCUGAACCGGAAGCUGAUGCGCCGGGUGCAGGUGUUCACGGCGUUCAACUUCGUGACGAUGGCGGCGGCCAUCAUCCACUCGUCGCUGACCCGCGCGGAGAACGUGGGGGUCUCGCUGCUGCUGUCAGUCUUCCCGGUGCUGACGCUGAUUGUGUUCUACGUACUGAUCAUCCGGUCGCUAGGGAGCACGCUGGGCUAUCUGCGCGAGCACAAGCAGGUGGUGAAGCUCAAUGCCUACAGGAAGAUGUUCAUGCUGAUCAUCGGAUCCAUCGUUCUGAACAUCCUAGGCGUAUUUUUCAGCAUCUUCUCGAUGGCGCGCAGAAACGACGACGAGAUUAUUUCGAACCUAUGGAAAACCAAGUUCAUCAUGGAGGUGUGGCCCUCGUUCGUGUACUUCCUUGUGUUUGUUGUGUUUGCGUUCAUGUGGAGACCGACCGAUACCUCGUAUAUGCUAGCAUGUUCACAGCAAUUGCCUACCGACCCGGAAAACGUCACCGACUUCGAUCUUGAUGACCUGCAGUCCCUGAAUGACGAUGCAUCCAACCGCCGCGUCAACGAUGAUGAGAUCAACUUUUCGGACGAAGAGGGGCCGGGUUCCUAUCACCCAUCCCACCAAGGUAAGUAA
Molecule: messenger RNA, 1359 nt
Organism: Eremothecium gossypii ATCC 10895
Lineage: Eukaryota; Fungi; Ascomycota; Saccharomycetes; Saccharomycetales; Saccharomycetaceae
Exons: 1
Coding region: 1-1359 (452 amino acids)
Biological process (GO): retrograde transport, endosome to Golgi
Cellular component (GO): Golgi apparatus; membrane
Source: RefSeq, marked provisional